Serendipita indica DSM 11827 is the source of this 1809-nucleotide messenger RNA. The record is from the annotation of a GenBank genome assembly. Lineage: Eukaryota; Fungi; Basidiomycota; Agaricomycetes; Sebacinales; Serendipitaceae.
AUGGGCAAUAACAAUGCUUUUGCUGCCAUAGAUUGCGCGUACUCGGUGGACUCGGUUGCUCGAGGCCCGCCGAUCCCGGCCGCACCCAAACUUGGACUCUCCCUCGUCGACCGAAUGCUGAGACUUCCGUCCAUCGUCACCCAGUCAAAACUAGAUGACAUAGGCAUACCUGUCGCCGCGUUAGGAGUCUCUGUACUCUAUGCUUUCUAUCGAAGCCUGCGAUGGGUUACCCGGCCGUGGUUCUCCAACCUCAAAAUCAUCCCAGGCCCACCAAAUUCUUCACCUCUGUUUGGUUUCCUGUUCGGACAUAUUCCCCAAAUGAUCAAUGGAAGACUCUUCUUGUCGAUUUCACAGUGGUAUGAAGAGUUCGGCCCAAUAUUUACUAUCAACACGGUCCUCGGGGAUCAGAGGUGCAUUACUACAGAUAACAAGGCAAUAGGCCACAUCUUGACUAAUACGAACAAGUAUCACAAACCCGAAGCUGCUCGCUACCAGCUUUCGUUUGUUAUAGGAGAUGGUCUUGUGCUCGUAGAAGGAAACGAUCACCGUAUUCAACGUAGAGUAAUGAAUCCCGCCUUUAGCAGCGGACAUUUGAAAGACAUCUUUCCAUCCUUCCAAAGAAAGGCCGCCGAGCUUCGGGACAUUCUUCAACAGCAAAUUACAAUCGGCCAGGAGUUUAUCAGAGUCGACAUCCUCCACUGGCUUUCUCGAGCAACAAUUGAUAUCAUCGGCCUAGCCGGCUUCAACUACGACUUUGAUACCCUUCGAAAAGGCGAGAGUGGGAACGAACUUGCGGCGAGUCUUCACCGUCUCAACUCGCCUAAAAAGUUUCCCAUCGUCAUGGCGCUCAAGAUUUCUCUCCCGCCUUUUCGUAUCAUAUUCUUUGACUAUAUUGCUCGGGAGUCUCGGUGGACACGAACGCUCCUGCGCCGAAUUGGCCUUAGGCUGAUUGGUGACAGGAUGCAGGAGAUGCCGUCCGAGAAGAAUUCUCUAGCAUAUGAGGAGAGCGUAUCUAACGUCAGUGAUAGGGAUCUACUCUCUUUGAUGAUCAAGUCAAACAAGUCGACCACGAUUCCCCCAGAGCAGCGGCUCAGUGUCAAUUGCAUGCUCGACCAGAUACCUACGUUCCUCAUAGCAGGCCAUGAUACCACAGCAACUGGUACUGCAUGGGGACUUCAAGAGCUUGCAUUGCAUCCAGAUAUACAAAUGCGCCUACGCGAAGAGCUUCUAGUAGCAUUCCCAACAGAGGAUACUCCGGUCACCGUCGAUGCCCUCAAUGCUUUACCAUACCUGGAAGCUGUCGUGCGGGAGAUGCUUCGUUUCCACCCGCCUAUCGACGUCUUCUCUCGAGUUGCAGUCGAAGAUGAUGUCCUUCCGUUAGAGCGUCCGUUUAUCGACAAAAGGGGUCAACAGCAUGCUUACCUCUAUAUCAAAAAGGGCGAUCACAUUCUUAUUCCCAUCAAACUGAUCAAUCAAUUGAAAGAGACGUGGGGAGAGGACGCAGAUAAAUUCAAUCCAGACAGGUGGCUCGGGGAUCUUCCACCAGCGGUUAAAGCGACACCUGCCCUAUGGGCGAAUCUCCUCACCUUUGGUGCUGGUCCUCGGUCUUGCAUAGGAUUCCGGUUCGCCGUCUUGGAGAUGAAGAUUCUCCUUCUCUAUCUCCUUCGCUCGUUUGAGAUUAACGUCGCGGUUCAGCCAGACGAACUUAUGGGACGAGAAAUGGUUGUCACUCGUCCUGUAUUGAAAGCAAGAAAGGGGGAUGGGCCUCAAUUGCCCAUUCUUCUUCGCCCGCUUUCGGACAAGUCAUAA